CAUUUCGUAUGAACUCCGAACCGUUUCUACGCCUUUCAAAGCAGCUUUUACGUACAGAACAUAUUAGAAAAAGCAUACACAACUUUCUGAGUGUUCAUACAGUUUCAUUUAUUUGCACUUUCUCGAUUAUUGCUGACAAAUGUUUUUGCGACAUCACAAGAAAAGUUGCCUACCCUGCCACGGGAUCCCGUCAUCCCGACUCGCAAACCCCGCUGUCCACACUGGGUGUCGCUCCAUAUGGCUUCGCCAUUUUAUUUUAUUUAAUUUUUAGUUCGUUGGGCGAAGCCAACCAAAGCACGUCCUAGAAUGUGUGUACACAUUUCACUCACCACUACAUAUCACAGACAACCGAUUUGAAUGCACUUACAUUCAUUCACUCUCUCCGAACACAACUUCUUACGUUUGGCGCCAAAGCAAGCCGGUUAUGCGCACCACCAGCUCCAUCGGUUGUCGACUCUCUCACAGUAUCCAGGCUACAUGCGCUGCCGUUAUUGAGCAGAGUCUCUCUCUCUCUCUCUCCUCAUUCUAGUCCGAAAAUGUGCAACUGUCGAAAGACACUGUGCAAUACAAAGCAGUGCACGUGUAAGAAAACGAGUGCUUUUUGCUCAGAGCAAUGUGGAUGUCCCAAGGAACUUUGCCAAAACCGACCUGAGGCUGAAGAUGCAUCACAAAAUGAAGAGGCUGGUGCAUCUGUGAAGGCUCUGGCUUGGGCGGAUGUUUGGAAGUCACUCGAUAAAGAAAGAGAGCUGCUUCAAUUGCUAUCUCAAUUCAGAGUCAUACCGAAAAGACUUAAAGAGAUCAUGGAAAAGAGGAAAGGAGACUUUGAUGAGAUGACAGCGUUGCUCGCAGAAAUGAAUGGCUUAACAAUGGCAAAUGCAAAUGCUGAAGAACUCACCGAAGACGAGUGGAAAUCAUUUGAGCAACAAUUGGUGCAGUGCUCAAAAUGUGAGCGCAGGUUUCAUCCGGAGAGGAUUGAGAAACAUGAAGGCAUUUGCCCGAAGAACGUAUUAAAAAAAACAGUAACGUUUCUUCUGUAAUGUUGUAAUAAUGUUUCUUGUGGAUUUUGUGCAUUUCUUAAAAGAAAAUUGUUUUGGUU
This is a messenger RNA of Thrips palmi, 1096 nucleotides long. RefSeq names its product kinesin-like protein KIN-4C. The record is from RefSeq and is a predicted model, not a curated record. The coding region runs from base 537 to 1037 and encodes 166 amino acids. NCBI's taxonomy places the organism in Eukaryota, Metazoa, Arthropoda, Insecta, Thysanoptera, Thripidae. The transcript has 3 exons.